Coniosporium apollinis CBS 100218 is the source of this 702-nucleotide messenger RNA. RefSeq lists its product as uncharacterized. Lineage: Eukaryota; Fungi; Ascomycota; Dothideomycetes. The record is from RefSeq and is a predicted model, not a curated record. The transcript has 2 exons. The coding region runs from base 1 to 702 and encodes 233 amino acids.
AUGUCAGACUCUCAUGACAAAUAUGGCUGGACCGCAGUACCUCGCUCUCAGGGCGUCCUGCUGGAAAAGGCCAAGCCCAAAGAGGCCGAGCCCAUCAAGGUGUCCGACAUUGAUCUGCCAUCCUCGCCUGUAGUUGACCAAGUCCACGAGUAUGCGAAGGAAAACCUACCAGAAGAGACCUACAACCACUCCAUGCGCGUCUUCUACUAUGGCCAAGCCCUAGUAAAGCAGCACUUCAAGCACUUCGCACCCUCAACAGAAACGUACUUCCUGACCUGCCUCCUCCACGACAUCGGCACAACCCCCACCAACCUCAAAGCCACCGACAUGUCCUUCGAGUUCUACGGCGGCUUCCUCUCCCUGAACCUGCUUAACGAGUGCGGGGCCCCGAAGCCGCAAGCCGAGAGCGUCUGCGAGGCCAUCAUCCGGCAUCAGGACCUCGGCGACACGGGCAUGAUCUCGACGGUCGGCCAGCUCAUACAGCUGGCGACGGUGUUCGACAAUAUGGGACAGAACCCGCAGCUGGUGCACAAGGAGACGAUCGAGGAUGUUGUCAAGGCAUACCCGAGGAAGGGCUGGAGUGGCUGCUUUGCGAAGACUAUUAGGGAGGAGGUGAAAAUUAAGCCGUGGUGUCAUACUACGGUUAUUGAGGGCUUUGCGGAGGGGGUGGAGACGAAUAAGUUGAUGGAGCCGUAUGAUUAG